GUUGGAACCCACAACUCGACUCGCCUCGCCUCUCAAUCCCAUCGUCGUCAUGUGCGGCAUCAUUGCGGUCCUCCUCGCCAACAAGCAUGAACAUUGCAACCAAAUGCUGUACGACGGCUUGACCGUGCUCCAACAUCGUGGCCAAGAUGCUGCGGGGAUCAUGACCGCGCACAAAGGCCGACUGCAUCUGCGCAAGGACAACGGCCUCGUCCGCGACGUGUUCAAGCAAAACCACAUGCUCAGCCUCUUGGGCCACAUGGGGAUUGGCCAUUGCCGCUACCCCACGGCCGGCUCGUCUUCCAGCUGCGAAUCCCAGCCGUUCUACACGAACUCGCCCUAUGGACUCGCGUUGGCGCACAACGGAAACCUCACCAACUCGCACGAGUUGGCAUCCGACUUGAAGAACUCCAACUUUCGCCACGUCAACACCGAUUCGGACUCUGAAAUGCUUCUCAACAUUCUCGCCGACGAACUGCUCAAACAAAACUCGCACCCGUUGAACGUCGACCAGAUCUUUGACGCGGUCGCGCAGCUGUACAAGCGGUGCCGCGGCGGGUACUCUGUCGUGUGCUUAAUCAACGGCCACGGCAUUUUGGCAUUCCGCGAUCCCUUUGGCAUCCGCCCAUUGGUGUUUGGCAGCCGCAAGAGCGUUUACGGUACCGACUACUCGAUUGCGUCGGAAAGUGUUGCAAUCGACGCGCUAUCGUUCUCGUUGGUCCGUGACGUGGCGCCCGGAGAGGCCAUCUUUGUGCGCCCCGACGGGGAGCUCUUCACCCGGCAGUGCGCCCCGUCCGCCCGCCUCAGCCCAUGUAUCUUUGAACACGUGUACUUUGCGCGCCCCGACUCGGUCAUGGACGGCAUCUCUGUGUACCAAGCGCGCCGCAACAUGGGCACUAAACUGGCUGAAAAAAUCCUCCGACUCAAGCCGGACCACGCGAUUGACGUGAUCAUUCCGAUCCCGGACACGUCCCGCACGAGCGCUUUGGAAAUGUCGCAUCGCAUGAACAUUCCAUACCGUGAAGGGUUUGUCAAGAACCGAUACAUUGCGCGUACGUUUAUCAUGCCUGGCCAAGUCGCUCGCAAGAAGACGGUGCGCAUGAAGUUGAACGCGAUCAAGAGUGAAUUCGAAGGCAAGGUGGUGCUGUUGGUGGAUGACUCGAUCGUGCGCGGCACCACGGGGCGCCAGAUUGUCCAGAUCGCGCGGGAAAGCGGUGCCAAGGCCGUGUACUUUGCCUCCGCUGCGCCGUGCAUCCGCCACCCGAACGUGUACGGCAUCGACAUGCCGACGCGCGAGGAGCUGAUUGCGCACAACCGGACCGAAGUGCAAAUUGCCGAAGAGCUGACUGCGGACUGGGUGAUCUUCCAGGAUUUGAACGAUUUGAAGGCCAGCUGUAACCAGGAGAACCCGACGAUCGCCGAGUGGGACGCAUCCUGCUUUGACGGGCACUACGUCACAGGAGACAUCAACGAAGCGUACUUCAAACGGCUCCACGACGAAAGAAAUGACGCGCGCAUGGAGCUCAAGAACGUCGGCGGCACGGUGCCGCUGUACCGGACGUUUUCAGACCCGGCCUCGGACGAUGUGAUUGACAUCCACAACAACAGCCAGUAAAGAACAAGGAAACGUAUGGGAAGACAAGUUACAAGGCAGCAGGAGGAAGGGUUGUGGGAGUAAACUGAAACGUUAGCGUGUGUGUCAACAUAACAUUUGAAAUACAAGUAGCAGCA
Molecule: messenger RNA, 1728 nt
Organism: Aphanomyces astaci
Lineage: Eukaryota; Oomycota; Saprolegniomycetes; Saprolegniales; Verrucalvaceae
Product: amidophosphoribosyltransferase
Exons: 5
Coding region: 50-1612 (520 amino acids)
Biological process (GO): purine nucleotide biosynthetic process; purine nucleobase biosynthetic process
Cellular component (GO): cytoplasm
Molecular function (GO): amidophosphoribosyltransferase activity
Source: RefSeq, a predicted model, not a curated record